Molecule: messenger RNA, 5007 nt
Organism: Cherax quadricarinatus
Lineage: Eukaryota; Metazoa; Arthropoda; Malacostraca; Decapoda; Parastacidae
Source: RefSeq, a predicted model, not a curated record
GGUAACAUAUGUUUCUGGAGGGAGUCCCGGGAGGCAGUGCUCAGUAAGAUGUAAACUUCGGUGGUCCUUAAGAACCCCAACAACAACGACUAAAGUCCACAACCAACAAGAAGCAUAAAUAUGCCUGCUAUACAGUUUACUGAAGUGAUAACGUUCUCCAGUGAAGAUCCGAAUCAUCCAGCGGAAAAUCUAUUGCGCCCUGAUACAUUUCGCAAAUGGAAAUGUGCAUCUGGAACAACAGAGAAGCAAUCAUCUGUUACACUAAAGCUUGAGAAAAUGAGUCCUGUCCAUUCUAUAGACAUUGGCAAUGAAGGUUCAGCAUUUGUGGAGGUAUUGGCAGGGAGAGAAGGAGCUGAAGCUUUUCAGGUACUUCUUGUUGCCUCAUCUUUCAUGACUCCCAUCGAGUCAAGAAAUGGCACUGACUUAAACCGUGUCCGAAUGUUUGGUCCCGACAAGCUGAAUAAAAAUGUGGCUGGACAAAAGUGGGAUCGUUUAAAAGUCAUAUGCACACAGCCAUUCAACAAACAGAUGCAGUAUGGUUUAUCCUUCAUCAAAGUUAGAAGCCCAAAUUCUGACUCUUCACCACUGCCUGCUAAGAUUACCAAGCUUGGAAGUUUCACUCUUAAAGAAGAGGAUGCUGACCCCAUUUCAGUUGGCUCUCUGUUUGCUCGAAGGAAAGAUAAAGAACCUUCAUCCCCCUUAUCAGGUGCAGCAGCCAUUCGAGCAGCAUCAGCAGAAGCUGUAGCCUCUGUAUCAUCUCCAGGAACACACAAGAGGAAAUCCCAGGAUCCUUCACCUGAUGUGGGAUUCUAUCAACUCAAAAAGAAAAUAAUUUCAGAGCCAGAUCCAGUAAAGACCCCAACAGUGGCCAAACUUGUGAAACCUCCUUCAGCUUCUGGAUCUCACAAGAAGAAUCACAAUGAUGUCAAAGAAAAAAAUAAGCAUGAUAUGGAUGGGCAGCAAAAUGGCAAAAGAGAAGCAAAGCACAGGUCAUCAGAGACUGCUGAGAGAGAAGGAAAAUGCAGGAAAAAUAAAAAUAUAAACUUUAAGGAGGAAACAAAAACAGAUAGAGCAUCUACUGCCAAAUCUCCUACAUCAAUCUUACUACCAGUGAAGAAAAAAUUUAAGCCUUUCUCAUCACUCAUGGAUGAUGUCUUUUUUGUCAUGAGUGGUUAUCAGAACCCACAACGAUCACAGCUACGAGACAUGAUGGUAGACAUGGGAGCCAAGUACAAAAGUGAUUGGGACCCAAAGUGUACCCACUUAAUAUGUGCAUUUACAAACACUCCAAAAUAUCAGCAAGUGAAAGGGCAUGGUAAAAUUGUCACUGCAAAGUGGAUCACCGAUUGCCACAAUAAGAAGAUCAGAUAUCCUUGCAAAAGGUAUUCACUGGAAAAGGGACGUGACCAGACUGAAAGUGAAGAAGAGAUUUGGGCAGAUGAGCUUUUGCCCAAAGAAUCCAAACCAGCUGUUAACCCAUCACCUCAUGCUUCAGCUGCUGCCUCAGCAGGUGAUGAAAUUGGUUCUGAUAUUAGCACUGACAUGAGUGACAAUGAAGAUACUGAUGAUGAGAUUCAAAGAGUUCUUGCAAGACAGAAAAUAACUACAGAAGAUUCAACCUCCAAAAAGACAAACAAUCUACACAGUACAAAACCAGAUACUCCUAGUAAAAUGGAGGGAAAAGAUAAAUCAUCUACAGAAAAUGCAAAGAAAGACAAACAAGCAGCAGCUGUGAAUAAUGCUAAGAAAAACCUCAAAGCAGAUGGGACUGCGGCCGUAUCAAAUGGCACGGCAGUUAGCAGCGAGGAUGAGGUGUAUGACGACGACACAGAUGUAGAUGAGGAAAACCUUAAGUAUCUGAUACUUAAAAUUUUUUUCUGUCAGAAAAACCCCGACACCUCUGCUCUGCCGUACCCACCCUUGGAUUACUUUAAGGGAAAGUGUUUCUUUAUACAUGGAAAAAUGGUGGAAAAUAAAAGGGUUUUGAGACGUUAUAUCAUAGCAUUCAAUGGUAAACUGGAGGAUUAUAUGAGUGAAAAAGUGCAGUUUGUUAUUACUAAGGACAAUUGGGAUGAAAGUUUUGACGAAGCUCUGAAUGAGAACCCAUCUCUGCAGUUUGUGAAACCUUUAUGGAUAUGGCGCUGCAGUGACAAACAGAGACUUGUACCACACCAGCCAUUUUUAAUAGUGCCUACAGAAUAAGUUAAGUUGCUUGAUACAUCAAAGUAACUAAAUUAUGAAAGUACAGAUGCACUUUAUGUACAAAACUUUAGAAAAUUGACUGUUUCUUACCUCUGAUAUAGCCAGCUGUCAGCAGUGAUCAGUCAUGACUUGCAACUUUCUGACCCUGGCAGAAUAUUUUUUUAUACCCAUAAGUGCCCCAAUUACAAUAUUUCUUAUAACUAUUAGCUAAAACUUUCAAUAUUAUUAUGACAUUCCUUGGGUAUCUCCAAGAAAGCUGAUAUCUCCUUUAUUUUUUAUUUGAAGCUGUAUAUGCUCCUUAAGUAUACUGAGCAUGCUUUUUUUGCAUUAAUAUUUAUAUUAACCCUUUGACUGUCGCAACCCCAAAUCCUGAGGUGUCUCCUGGUGUCGCAAAAUAUUUGAAAAAAAAAAAAAAUUAUUUUAUCAUGAAAUGAUAGAUAAUCUUACGGAAUUACGCUCUCGCAAAGUUAGCGACCUCAGCAGUUUUUACGAAUCGGCAAUUUCGCCCACUUUGAGCCCUAUUUUCCACUAAUUCCAUUGUUCCAGUUGACCAAACUCAUAGCUAUUUCUUUAGAACUCCAUUUGUUCUAUUGAUUGAGUACAAGAAACUACCCAUUUACCAAUUUCAACUACCCAAUAAAGUGGUCAGAAAUUAGCAAUUUGGCCAAUUUCAUGCAAAUUAAAAAAAUAUGCCAAUUUCAAAAUAGGGUCCAGACUGGACAAUGCAGACAUUCCUGGCUCUAAAAUAACAUUUUCUUUGUUCAUCAGUCGUGUCUCCAGGCCCCUUUGAUAUUACUCUUGCUUUGUAUUUUGAAUUUUUAUUCAAAUAGAAAAUAGAAGAUUUACUGUUAUAUAGAUUACUGCAAUAUUGGAAUAAUUGUAUAAAUAAUGUCAACCUAUUCAUGACUUCAUAUUAGAAUGGCUAGUUGGACAUUUAUUGGACAAUGACGUCAUUUGUUUACUCUUGAAUGUCGGCAAAAAUCAAGCGUUUUCCUUAUUUUGAGCUCCAUUUCAAGGUCCUUUUCAUAGUAAAACCAAUCAAAAUCACUUCCAUUUCUAUAAUAUGUUUUCCGUGCUAUCAAAUGAGACUACGAAAAUGAGAAUAUAACAAUAAAAACUAUACGAAAAUACACCGCAAAGUUGGCAUUUUUAAUCCAAAAACAUGGUGUUGGAGUUUUUUUAUCUCGUUAUGCACUGCUUGCUGCAGCAUUUUUUAUUAUACUGCGCACACUAACCACACAGACCCAUUCUCUCACAUGUGGGCCUACCAGCUUUCUCCUGCUUGAUUUGAAGCCACUAGAAUUUUUGAGUAUAUGUACGUCAAACAUAUUGGCUCGUAAGAUGUAUGUAUAUAACCAAAACAGUCAAAGGGUUAAUUUUUUCCAAAGGUUCACCAUUUUUUUUUUUUUAAUUAUUACUUUCUGUUCUUUGGUGAUUAGGAUGUUUGUUUAUAUUAUGUGGAAAUAAAGGACAGUGAGAAACUGGCUACGUAAACUUGAGUUUUGGAAAUUACAAAAUACACUGGGUGCCUGCUGUCAGGAAGUACAAUGGGAGCAUCAUGGUUUCAUGUGUCAGCACUGAACUGUGGCAUCUGUGCCCUCUGAGAACACAUCUAAAGUGUGAGUGAUGGUUUGAUGUUUGCUUCUUUGGGUCAACCUGCUGAGGUGGGUCACAGAAUGUGAAAUAAACUACUCAACUAGUAUUAAAGAGAUUCUCUGGUUAUUUCUUUAAAAAAUUACUUUCAGUAUCUUUUGAAUUUAUAAAAGUGAAUAUUGGUAUCAAAAGGUCAACAGUAAAGGAAUAUGGUAUAACUACAGUAUUAUACUGUACUAGGCUUCUAGAAUCAUUAAAUUUAUUAAUUGUCUCGCCAUGAAAUACAUGUAAUCGUGUUUGUCCUCUUGAUUUUUGGCCUUUCAUAGCAAAAUACUAAAUAUUAUAGCAAUUCAAACUACAGUACUAUAUAUUUGUAUUCAAGGAAACUUUGGCAUAGAUAGCCACAUUACAUGAAAAAUUCUUGUAUCAUAUUACUUUUACACCUGCCUUAUAUGUUAUUUUCCUUGCCUGCUUCACAUGCACCUUAACACUUGCAAAUCACAAGAGCUUAACAUGGAUGUGUUUUCGUCACCCUGCGUUGGUGGGAAAUGGACAUCAAGUUAAAAAAAUAGACAUUUGCUGUAAUAUUUUUCAAAGAAGCUUUUAGGAAUUUUAGAUUAUAUGGCAACUUUAAUGACCUCAAAAGGUUUGUUUAUUUAUUGUUUAUAUUUUGAAGUACUUUUCUUUUUUUAACAUGUCGGCCAUUUCCUACUGAGGCAGAGUGACCCAAAAAGAAAGGAAAAAAAAAAAACUUUCAUUAUCAUUCACCAUUUUCACCAUCAUUCAUACAUAAUCACUGUCUUUGCAGAGGCACUCAGAUAUGACAGAUUAGAUGUCCCUCCAAACAGCCAAUAUCCCAAACCUCUCUUAAAGUGCAGGCAUUGUACUCUUCAUUUCCAGGACUCAAGUCCGGCUAACCGAUUUCCCUGAAUCCCUUCACAAAAUAUUACUCUGCUCACACUCCAACAGCUUGUCAGGUCCCAAAAGCCAUAGGUCUCCAUUCACUUCUAUCUAACACACUUAUGCAUACUUGCUGGAAGUCUUUCCUAGGACGACCCCUACCCCGCCUUCCUUUCCCUACAGAUUUAUACACUCUCCAAAUCAUUCUACUGUUCCAUUCUCUCUAAUAACCAAACCACCUCAAAAACCCCUCUUCAGCCCUUUUGACUAAUACUUUUAGUAACAUACCAAAUAAAAAUUAAAUACAUGUAA